Molecule: messenger RNA, 918 nt
Organism: Macadamia integrifolia
Lineage: Eukaryota; Viridiplantae; Streptophyta; Magnoliopsida; Proteales; Proteaceae
Product: hevamine-A-like
Exons: 2
Coding region: 1-918 (305 amino acids)
Biological process (GO): carbohydrate metabolic process
Cellular component (GO): extracellular region
Molecular function (GO): chitinase activity
Source: RefSeq, a predicted model, not a curated record
AUGGCAAGCCCUGGUCUGACACCAUCCCUGCUUCUCUUCCUCAUGCUCAUGGUGGUCUCCCUGGUGGGGAGUUCACUCGCUGGCGAAAUCGCCAUUUAUUGGGGCCAGAACGGAGAAUUAGAAAGCAACUUGACAAAUACUUGUGAAAAUGGCACGAAAGCGUUUGCUAUCAUCAACAUAGCAUUCCUCAACGUCUUCGGCAGUGGUCAAGAAGCUCAGAUCAACCUCACCGGUCACUGCAACACCUCCCACGGUGGUUGCACCACCAUCACCAACGGCAUAAAAUUGUGCCAAAACAAAGGAGUCAAGGUUAUGCUCUCAAUCGGAGGUGCCAUUGGUAAUUACACCCUCAUCUCCUCUGAAGAUGCCAAGAACUUCGCCCACUACCUCUGGAACCAUUUCUUAGGUGGCACUUCAUCGUCGAGGCCACUCGGUGAAGCUGUUUUAGACGGCAUAGAUUUCGACAUCCAGAGCGGGUCGACUCAGUACUAUGACAAUCUCGCGAGGUAUCUUUCUGAGUACAGCAAGGAGGUGUACUUGACGGCGGCUCCAGAAUGCUUCGACCCUGAUGGGUAUCUGGUCCCUGCAAUUAAAACUGGGCUUUUCGAUUAUGUUUGGGUUCAGUUCUAUAAUAAUCCUCCUUGUGAGUACAAAAACUCAUCUGGGAAUGUGAACGAUCUUCUGAGCUAUUGGGGGGAAUAUUGGUCGUCGUCGUCGUCAGUGCCGGCGACCCAGAUAUUCUUGGGAUUACCGGCGGCUUCACAGGCAGCAAGAAGUGGAUUCGGCCCUGUAAACGUUUUGAUUUCUGAGAUACUCCCAGUGAUCAAGAGUUCAGCCAAGUAUGGAGGUGUGAUGCUGUGGAAUAAAUAUUAUGAUGAGCAGAGUGGAUAUAGUUCUUCCAUUAGGGAUAGUGUUUGA